This is a messenger RNA of Pyricularia pennisetigena, 3033 nucleotides long. RefSeq lists its product as uncharacterized. The record is from RefSeq and is a predicted model, not a curated record. The transcript has 3 exons. Gene Ontology annotation, molecular function: DNA binding; DNA-binding transcription factor activity, RNA polymerase II-specific; zinc ion binding. Bases 1 to 3033 code for a protein of 1010 amino acids. Gene Ontology annotation, biological process: DNA-templated transcription; regulation of DNA-templated transcription. Lineage: Eukaryota; Fungi; Ascomycota; Sordariomycetes; Magnaporthales; Pyriculariaceae.
AUGUUGUCUAAUCCUCUCCAUCGAUUUUCAGGCUAUCAUGCCAUGCCCUCCAACACACUCAUGUCCAACGGUCAUAUGCCUCAAGGACAUCUCCACAACACCGGGCUCGACGGCCUUGGUCAGAGCUCCCAUUAUGCCCUUCAGCAACUUCAACAACAUGUCGGGGUGCACAAUCCCCACCUCACCCGAGCCGCGCCGCACAUGAAGCAUCACCGCCAGCACCCGUAUGGAUCUGCUGUCAGAACGGCAGGAAUAGCCGGGCCGAUUCGUAGGAGAAUCAGCAGGGCUUGUGAUCAGUGCAACCAGCUGCGGACGAAGUGCGAUGGGAACCACCCUUGUGCACACUGCAUUGGCACAGAGUUCGGGCUUGGGUGCGAAUACAUUCGCGAGAGAAAGAAGCGGGGGAAGGCGUCGAGGAAGGACCUAGCUCAACAAGCUGCCGCACAAGCUGCGACGACGGGAUCAUCCAACGGACAAAAAUCACCGACACACAGCGCAAGCAAUACAACGAAGGACGAUCAAAAGGCCGACAGCGGCAACAGCACCGUCAACGCCGCCAACAGUGAGCAGCACAGCCCUGACGAUAAAGAUCUCGACAACGAUGCCAUGCAGAGGAGCCAGCGCAUGGGGAGCAUGGAUAGUAUCGACGAGAUGGACCACCAAGGACAUGUCGCUGGACACCACCACCACCAACAAGCGACUCCUCUUGAGAGAGACCACCAUACCAUGGGGAACCCCAGUGCCCUCGACAUCAACAGCUACGGCAGUGUACACAGCGGAUAUGACCGCCAGGGUGGCAUGGGCGGUGCGACGGCUCACAUGAUGGGUGGUGCGGCCCAUGGAGGCUAUGGAAGCCAGAGCGGCAUUUCAAGCUACCCGGAGCUCCCAUAUCUGCAAACGCAAAGUCCGACGGGCUACUCAGGUGGCGGAGCCUCAUAUCGUAUUGGCACAAGCCCGUUGAGCGCCUACCCACUCUCUGGCGAGACGGCGUCGCCCAGUUGGGGACUUCCAAUACCCUCACCUCCGGCAUCGCACGGCCAGUACCACUCGCAGCGCAUUCAGCAACAAAGCGGCGUCAGCUACACAGCCAGUGCUUCCGCAGGGCUCGCAUCUGGCCACCCGCAGCACCUGCGAUACCCCGUCCUCGAUCCUCUUGUACCUCAUCUGGGAAACAUCAUUCCCCUUUCCUUGGCAUGUGACCUGAUCGACCUUUACUUCGCAAGCUCAUCCUCGGCGCAGGUCCACCCAAUGUCGCCCUACGUCCUGGGCUUCGUGUUCCGCAAGAGGUCGUUUCUGCACCCGAGUAAGCCUCGACUGUGCCAGCCAGCGCUUCUUGCCAGCAUACUUUGGGUUGCUGCACAAACCAGCGAUGCUCCAUUCUUGACCAGCGUACCUUCUGCUCGUGGCAAGAUAUGCCAGAAGCUGCUUGAGCUGACCGUGAGCUUGCUAAAGCCACUGAUUCAUACUCCCUCGGGAGACGUUUCGCCUGUUUCCAGCCCCGUGAUUGACGGUGCUGCUCUGGGAGGCCUCGGCGUUGCGAUGCCAGGCUCCAUCAGCAUGGAGGCUUUGUCAGGAGAGACGGGGGCUUUUGGUGCCGCCGGUACUCUUGACGAUGUCGUGACCUACAUCCACCUGGCGACUGUUGUAUCUGCAAGCGAAUACAAGGGUGCCAGCCUAAGGUGGUGGAACGCUGCUUGGUCGCUUGCACGGGAGCUCAAACUAGGCCGCGAGCUUCCACAGAACGCGCCCUCGGCCAUGUCAGACACGGCAGGCAACGAUCGCAACGACAACGACGAUGCUACGGAAGCGCUCGGGGGUGGACACAAUGUUAUCACUGACGAGGAACGAGAGGAGAGGCGGCGGAUCUGGUGGCUGGUCUACAUUGUCGACCGCCACCUCGCCCUUUGCUAUAACCGACCUCUCUUCCUUCUUGAUAUUGAGUGCGAUGGGCUCUUGCAGCCUCUGGACGACACGGCCUACCAAAAUGGCGAGUUCAGGCCACACCAAGUAGCCACAGAUCCGGAAAUGCUAGGCGAAGACCGGCGCAGCAGCCAAAGGAGUGAGACGCCCAUCCGAGGACCAUCGUUUGAAUGCACCGGGCAUGGCAUCUUCGGCUACUUCCUCCCACUCAUGACCAUACUCGGCGAGAUUGUCGACCUGAAUCAUGCCCGAAACCAUCCGCGAUUCGGCAUCAACUUCCGCUCUCACAGCGAGUGGGAUGAGCAGACUUCGGAGAUCGCACGCCAUCUAGAGCUGUACGAGCAGAGCCUACGACGGUUUGAGCAACAGCACCUCAGCGCUGCGGCGCAAGCACAAGCGCAAGCUGCCGAUGCCGCAAAGGCUGCUGCCGCCGCGCAGGCCCAUGCACAUGCACAAGCGCAGCAGACCAGCAACGACGACUCGGGCAUCUCGGGCGACAACAUCAGCGUCGGCGACGUCGGCACGCCAUCCGCGCUGUCAGUCCACAGCGUCGCCCACAGUGCCCACACCACGUCCUCGUCGCGAAUGACAGAGUCUGACGUCCAGACGCGGAUCGUGUUGGCGUACGGCACGCACGUCAUGCACGUUCUGCACAUACUCCUGACGGGGAAGUGGGAUCCCAUCAACCUCCUCGACGACAACGACCUCUGGAUCAGCUCCCAGGGCUUCAUAACCGCCACGGGCCACGCCGUCGAUGCCGCGGAGGCCAUCGGCAGCAUCCUCGAGUUCGACCCGGGCUUGGAGUUUAUGCCCUUCUUCUUUGGCAUCUACCUUCUCCAGGGCUCGUUCCUUCUCCUGCUCAUUGCAGACAAGCUGCAGAGUGAGGCCAGCCCCAGCGUGGUCAAGGCGUGCGAGACCAUUAUCCGUGCCCAUGAGGCCUGCGUGGUUACGCUCAACACUGAAUAUCAGCGUAAUUUCAGCAAGGUCAUGCGAAGUGCUCUGGCGCAAGUCCGUGGCCGCGUCCCUGAGGAUCUCGGCGAGCAACACCAGCGCCGCAGGGAGCUUCUGGCCCUUUACCGAUGGACAGGAGACGGGACCGGGCUGGCGCUAUAG